CACCAGGGGAGGGGUCGUCAUGAAGACAGCAGGUCAAGGUAACGGAAGAGCAGAUGGGGGUAUUUGGCCGGAAGUCUUGCGGUAAUGACAGACGCAGCUCACCUGUUGGCAGAUCUAAGCAGCUUCAUCAUCAGCUUGUUYUCCCUCUGGCUCUCCUCCAAACCCGCCACACAAAAACUCAACUACGGGUGGCACCGAGCAGAAAUCCUGGGCGCUCUGAUGUCGGUUUUUAUCAUCUGGGUGGUGACAGGAGUUUUGGUUUAUCUGGCUGUGGAGCGUCUCCUCAGUAAUAACUUCAACAUCGAGGGCAGAAUCAUGCUCAUCACCUCAGUCUGUGGAGUGGUGGUCAAUGUAAUAAUGGCGGUCACCCUUCACCAGUCGGGUCAMGGACACAGCCACGGUGGAUUGAGUUCACACGGACACAGUCACGGGCCCAAGAAAGGAAAAGUAAAGAAGCAGCAGGCGUCAAAUGGGAUCUACUCCAAUGAUGAGYGUAUAAACAUGGAGCAGAGUCAUGCAGAUCAUGAUGACUCAGUGGACGCUCAGACCGUCCUGAGAGAAAUGACCCAGGCUUGUUUCUCCUCCUACAACUUCCACUCUGUGACCAUUCAGAUGGAGCGGCAGGCCGACCUGAGGCCUGGCUGUGCGCUCUGUGAACCCCCUCACAAGUAGAAACGACCCCCAGGCGACUCGCAGCCGAACAAAUAAACAUCAUCGUAUUUAUUUCUGGCAUUUUAACGGAACCAGUUUGAUGGUUUCAUUUCCCUUUGAUGAAAUAAUGUUCUGAUAAAACAUGCUUGUCCAAAUAUGAAGUGUUUUUAUUCAACCAUUUGCCUUUUUUCUUCAUUUUGUUUUUACAAUCUUUACAUUUAUUUGUCGUCUUGACACCUGAUUGGUGGCCGUUACCCAAAGAAACAUUUGUUUGUUGGGACUUAUUGUAUAAAUUUGAACAAAUCCCUGCUCUUAAUGGUCUUGUUUUCUCAUUUCACUGAUGUUCAAACAGCAUUUCUCCUGUGUAAAUUAUAAGUGARGUGUAAAUCUGUGUAAACCUGGUUUGUGUGUAAAUGUCUCUGUGAAGUGGAGGACUGACGUUGAGUGUAUUCUCAUUAAUAAACUGUUGAUAACUUUG
Austrofundulus limnaeus is the source of this 1129-nucleotide messenger RNA. RefSeq names its product solute carrier family 30 member 8 (gene slc30a8). Gene Ontology annotation, cellular component: plasma membrane. The record is from RefSeq and is a predicted model, not a curated record. Gene Ontology annotation, biological process: response to zinc ion; insulin secretion; response to glucose. NCBI's taxonomy places the organism in Eukaryota, Metazoa, Chordata, Actinopteri, Cyprinodontiformes, Rivulidae. Gene Ontology annotation, molecular function: zinc ion transmembrane transporter activity.